GUCUGGUUGAAAUGAUCGGCAAGCUGUCCUUGGCUAUGUCUCUAUUUCACAUUCACAUGCUAGAUCUACGAUGAUUACUAUCGGCAAUUGUGAAGUUCACAUGGAGCAAAAGGUUGAUGCGGUGAUGGUCAUAUCAGCUACACAAGUCAUAUCAGCUACACAAGAGAAAUUAAAGAGGGAAGAUUCUCGGGUCAAUCAUGAAGGCAGAAGCAGUUGAAUCAGGUGAAGCAUCCACGAUCAUUGCAGCUCCAAAACGAGGGAUUAAUAGAGGGAUCUCAAUAGCAGACCUCAUUUUAAGAGGUGUAGCGGCUAUUGGGACUUUUGCAAGUGCUUUGACCAUGGGAACUACUACUGAAACACUUACAAUUUUCACACAACCCAUCAUGAUCAGGGCUAAAUAUAAUGAUCUCCCCUCCCUAACGUUUUUUGUGAUUGCAAAUUCUAUUGUAUGUGGGUAUCUUGUUCUUUCCAUCCCCCUAUCUAUCUCCCACUUCAUCAGGAGAGAAGCAAGAAUCACCAGGAUUAUCUUGGUCAUCCUUAAUACGGCAAUGGUGGAACUUCUCACUGCUGGGGCUUCAGCUGCAACAGUCGUUGUAUACUUGGCACACAAGGGGAAUGCUAAUGCAAAUUGGUUGGCAAUCUGUCAACAAUUCAAUAAUUUCUGUGAGCGAAUAUCUGGAUCUUUAAUAGGCUCUUUUGCCUCAAUAAUUAUGAUUAUGCUGAUGAUCAUCGCGUCAGCUGUGGCUCUUUCGCGGCACUAAUGAAUUAUAAAUGCGAUGCAUGUAUCCGUACUGUCAUUAAGUCUCUGUUCUUAGAUCAUAUGUAUCUAUAUUUCUUGAUUAGUAUAUUAUAAGAUGUUGUCACUGAAAAUAUCCAGAGCUUGUGUAUUUGUGGUAAGAAACUAGGAGUGUGGUAUUAUACAUGCAUGUUAUGUCCAGCCACUUGAUAAAUGCCUAACGGAGCCUACGACUACAAUUUAUUGGAGGCAUGAACAUUUUUCACGAUCGAAGCCUUGAAUGCUUUUUCUCCAAA
Messenger RNA from Populus nigra (black poplar), 1032 nucleotides. Its product is annotated as casparian strip membrane protein 5. NCBI's taxonomy places the organism in Eukaryota, Viridiplantae, Streptophyta, Magnoliopsida, Malpighiales, Salicaceae. The record is from RefSeq and is a predicted model, not a curated record. The transcript has 4 exons. The coding region runs from base 198 to 761 and encodes 187 amino acids.